ACAAAUAUAAGCUGCAUUCAUUGUCCCUGUGCAGAUUUCAGGAAGGGAGACGCUGAACUAACAGCCUAAAAAUAUCAGAGGAUGGCCGCAUUCAAGAUCACUUUGCUUCUCUUCAUUUGUCUUGAGGGCUGUGCUCUGACUUCAGCUUUGAAUGGUGUUGAUGGUUUGAACGAUGUUCCAGAUCCCCUGACAGCAAAUGGGGACAUCUGUAAGGACUGUACCCAAAUAUUUGAACUUCUAGCUGACCUCUUUUCCAAUGCAGACUUCCAGAAAAAGAUCAUGGCUGCCCUAGACAACGUGUGUGAUCACCUGCCUGGGCCACCUGGUACUGCCAAACUUUGCAAAGAUGAGGUGCAGAAGAUGCUCCCUAUGGCUAUCAACUUUUUAACGGCUGUUGUUAAACCAGCAGAGGUCUGCAAAAGCCUUGGGCUGUGUGGUUCUAGCAACCAGCAGAAGUUACUUCGCGAUAUUGUCAAGGUGAUCCAGGCUGCUGUGACCAGUGAAAAUGCGAUGCCCUCAAAACAAUGCUCCUUCUGCAUUUUUCUAAUCAAGACUUUGGAGGACAUGCUGCCUAGACAAAGGACUGAGGAGGCUGUGAUCAAACUGCUUGAGGAGAUUUGUCAUAUUUUACCCACCAUUUAUCGGGAUCAGUGUGAGACGGUUGUCAGCAAGUUCACCAAGACAGUACUGGAUGCCAUCCUUGGCUAUGCUACCCCUCAGGCCAUCUGUGCUCUCAUUCAUAUGUGUGAUGGGCAGGAGGCUCCUUUUGAGGACCAAUGCACUUUGACAGAGCACAGGUGCAAAGACUUCAAGACAGCCCUCCAGUGUGGAACUGUGUUUUACUGCCAGACAUUUGUCUGGAAGCCUUUCAACUCCAAGACAGUUUAAAAUGUUAAGGAUGGAAUGGAAAACACCGGUCAACAUGGGUGACUCAGAUCCUUCUAUGCCAAACUGCAAAUAUUUAACCACUUCCCACCUGUAGUGUCAGCCUGAUAUUUCUCUUUGAUACUGAUUUGCUAUCUUUUUGUAUUCUACUUUGUACAUAGUAUCUGCUUUGAGUAAAAUAAAUGAGAGUUAAUGUUGGACAAUUAUUUGAACUUCAGAAAUGAGAGGAAUGUUGAAAAGAUAUGAAAGCUCAACCGAGAAAUCAAGAACUUAAAUGAUUAUUCUGAAAGGAAGAAAUGUUUCACGAUCGUUCUUUCAAUGUAAUCAAAUUUUCUUUAGCUUUUUUGUAUGAAUUCCUCACUUGCCUAUACAUAUAUGGUUUCCUGGCUUCACCUGUUUUAAUAAGGUUUCUUUUUGUAAUCCUUUACACAGUCAAUGGUCUAAGGAGAAUUAUCUGAAUAAAAUCAUUUAAAGGUA
Messenger RNA from Notolabrus celidotus (New Zealand spotty), 1362 nucleotides. It is a transcript of the gene sftpba, whose product is annotated as prosaposin. The record is from RefSeq and is a predicted model, not a curated record. Gene Ontology annotation, cellular component: lysosome. Lineage: Eukaryota; Metazoa; Chordata; Actinopteri; Labriformes; Labridae. Gene Ontology annotation, biological process: sphingolipid metabolic process. Bases 82 to 888 code for a protein of 268 amino acids. The transcript has 10 exons.